AUCCAAAGAUUUAAGUUCUAUUAAAAUCCAUAGUUGAAUAACACCUUGUUAUUGUCUAACGCAUGGUGGAACAAACACCUGGUGGCUGGUGGUAGUUAAAAAGUUUGUUUUUUCAUUGUCCCCUAAAUAUAUCAACGAGUGAGAGAAAUUGGAUGUAGAUUUCAAAGUACGAAAUGGAAAUGAUAAUCAUCUCUCCCUGCCUAACAACAAUCCUAGCACUACUUCUCUUUAAACAACUACUCGAACGAACCGCUACCAAAAUCAACCUACCACCUUCUCCGUGGCGACUUCCUGUGAUCGGUAACCUCCACCAGCUAAGCCUCCACCCUCACCGUUCUCUUCGUUCCCUCAGUUUCCGGUACGGGCCACUCAUGCUCCUUCAUUUCGGUCGCGUUCCGGUCCUCGUAGUUUCCUCCUCUGAUGUAGCUCAUGACAUCAUGAAAACACACGAUUUUAAGGUUGCAAACCGCCCAAAACUAAAAGUGGUCGAAAAGUUUAUGAACGGUGGGAGAGACGUGGCUUUUUCCCCUUACGGUGAAUAUUGGAGACAUAUUAAGAGUGUAUGCGUCAUCCACCUACUAAGUAAAAAAAUGGUACAAUCCUUUGAAAAAGUAAGAGAAGAAGAGAUAAGUCUAAUGAUGGAGAGUGUGGAAAAAGCGAGUUCUAGUACUUCACCUUUAAACCUAAGCGAGCUUCUUAUGACACUGACGAGCGAUGUGACAAGUAGAGUUUCCUUGGGAAGAAAACAUAGCAAUGAGGAAAGCAUGAGCGAAUUCAAGAAUCAAGUGAGGGCUAUCAUGGAGCUUGUAGGCGGGUUUCCAGUUGGUGAAUAUAUUCCCUGUUUGGCCUGGAUUGAUAAACUCAAUGGUCUUGAUGAUAAACUGAAGGAAUCGAGUGAAACAUUUGGAGGUCUUAUGGACAAAGUGGUGCAAGAGCAUGUAGAAGCCGAUAAACCAACACAUGAUUUAGUUGAUAUAAUGCUAUCCUUAGAAAGACAAAAGAAAAAUGGAAUAGAAGUCCGACGAAGCGACAUUAAGUUCAUAAUCUUGGAUAUGUUUUUGGGAGGAACGACCACAACUUACGCACUACUAGAAUGGAUAAUGACAGAGCUUAUUAGACAUCCGGUACGCAUGAAGAAACUCCAAGAGGAGAUUCGCACCAAGGCAACGUCGGGGACUAAUCUAUAUAGGUCACAAGAAGAUGUUGAGGGUAUGAAGUACUUAAAAGCGGUGAUUAAGGAGGGGCUUCGGUUGCAUCCGCCUUUCCCGUUACUAGUUCCAAGACUACUGACUGAAGAUGUCAACCUAAGAGGAUGUGACAUAGCUGCAGGCACACAGGUAAUAGUCAAUGCAUGGGCUAUUCAACGAGACACUGUGUCAUGGGGGACAGAUGCAGAAUAGUUUAGGCCAGAGAGGCACUUAAACUCAUCUUUGGAUUUUCGGGGAACAAGCUUCGAACUCGUUCCAUUUGGAUCUGGAAGAAGGAUGUGUCCUGGGAUCGGAUUUGCGCUGGCUUUGGUCGAGGUGACACUAGCUAACCUUGUGAACCGAUUCAACUGGAGGAUGGAUGCCCGAGUUUCCGGGGAUGAAUAUGAUCUAGCGGAAACAACAGGACUCGAUGUCUGCCGCAAGUUUCCACUUAUUGUCUUUCCAUCUCCGGCUUAAUAUAGUCCCCAUGUUGUCACUCUACUCACUAUGUACGUAAGUUAUUAAUUUGUGUAAUUGAAAUUGGAUGUUUGUAACAAGUAUCUAAGAAAAUGAACAUUAAUUUCAUAGUA
Molecule: messenger RNA, 1777 nt
Organism: Camelina sativa (false flax)
Lineage: Eukaryota; Viridiplantae; Streptophyta; Magnoliopsida; Brassicales; Brassicaceae
Product: cytochrome P450 71A14-like
Molecular function (GO): iron ion binding; heme binding; oxidoreductase activity, acting on paired donors, with incorporation or reduction of molecular oxygen
Source: RefSeq, a predicted model, not a curated record